Hymenoscyphus albidus is the source of this 2548-nucleotide messenger RNA. Lineage: Eukaryota; Fungi; Ascomycota; Leotiomycetes; Helotiales; Helotiaceae. The record is from the annotation of a GenBank genome assembly.
GGGUAAUAUGCAAGUGUAUUGAAAGAACUGCACUGCGCCUCCUCACCUCGUCUUUCUACCCUCCCCUCCUUUUCCUGAACCCGACUCCUAUCUUCUUCCUCAUCCACCUACCUCGUACCUCUAAAAAUAUCUUCACCUAGCCAGCCGGAAUGGCACACUGACAAAGAGGCACAACAUUGCACAAAGCAACACAGCAUACUCCAUUACGCUACUGUGGUCGGCAGCCUUACUGUACGGUCCCAUCUGUUACAUGUACAUACAUCAUGUUGCGGAACUCUCGGCCCUGCUCAGGAUAAAGAUCUCCUCUUUGGGUUUCAUACUACGAGAGGUACUCAGGUAGCGUAGCAUCAUUGCUAACUUCUCGGUAAAAAUGGAACAUUCGCUUUGGAGCUGGAGAAGUUGGACCAAAAUCGGCACAGCGAUUAUGUUCUACCAACAUGUAAUCGGCAUGCACAACACACCCCGCUUCCGGUCCUUCUUGCGCAAUUAAUGGCAACCAACGGCGAUCAACAGACCCUCUGGUCGCCGUGUCACGUCCGAAUCAUAUCGCAAUUGGUCCAAUUGCGUAAGAUAUCAGAUCCGCCACCUUCAAACCAUGUGGUAUCCCUUCCUACACUGUGGCUUGGACCCCCAAGUGAUCACCUCCUUCACACUCCCUUCUUUGCGCCUGACUCCACCUCUUAUCUUCCCUUUUUCAUCGCUUACUUGCUUUCGUGCGUCUCGUCUGUUCACGCCGUUCGAAGCGGCGUAGUCAGACAUUUGCCAAAUCUUCAUUUUUUGUCGUAAAGGCAGAGGCUUCACAUCCUUCCCCAAGGAUGGCCCCACGGCUCGUCCUGCAUGUACUCUGGAGAAAAGCCGAUCCAACGAGAAGCUCUCCUUCCCCAAUAUCCCUCCUUGUCAUCAACCGCAUCUUACUUCAGUAACGGUAAUCAGGUUUAUCCUUCCCUUUCUGUGCCCCUAGUGAUUUGCAUCAGCUAGUCUGGAACGAGGCCGAUUUCUCUUUCGUAUAGACUCCCUUUUCCUUUAUAUAUUGCCUUCCAGCCCCAUGUUGAGCUUUCUUGCUCUUUGAUUUUACUUUCGAUGCCAUUCCAAAUGUCGAAAUGCUAGAGACUCGUUUGCAUUCUGUCCCGUCGCAGUACUUGUUCUUAUUUUUUGUUUUAUGUUUAUGCUUAAUUGGCAAAGUUGAAGGAGAAAAGAGGCAAUGCUUCUUCCCAAAUGGAAAUAAGGCCGACUCAGAUACGAACUGCAAUGCUGGAACGGAAUCAGUAUGUUGUGGUAGAGGAUUUGUUUGCCUUGAGAAUGGAGUUUGCAUGGACAACUCAACAAUGGUAGAUGGAAAGAUAGCAGGAACUUUAUGGAGAGGAUCUUGUACCGACAGCACAUGGAAUUCGCCUCUCUGCCCCAAAUAUUGUAAUCUACCAUCUGGACCCCUUCAAGGAAAUCUUGGGAGUGGUCAAGCUCUUGGGAAAUGUCCUGGUUCAGACAACACUUUUUAUUGCAAACGAGAUGGACUGAUUAAUAUCUGCGCCGACCCUGAUACUCAGUUUGUCAUACAAGGUAUGUUGGACAUGAAGAUAUAUUGUGACAUCCCGCAUGGCCGUUCAUGGUCUAGAUAACUGAUCGGGGUUCUCAGGGUCAGCUAUACCCAUUAAUACUAUCCCAGUCGUUGAACCGACUGUAGUCACCUCCACCCAAGGCGGUGGAAAUAUCGUCGUCGUUUCCACAACCAUCGAAGCCUCAAUAACAGACUAUACCUACACGCCCACCGCCAAUGGGGAAAAACCAGCAGCAUCCACCUCCACCGCCACAUCCCAACCAAGCUCCAACCCACCCUCCUACGCCAGCCAACACGGCCUCGCCAUCGGUCUCGGCGUCGGCCUCUCAACCGCCCUACUCUCCUUCAUCCUCCUGGCCCUCUACAUCUUCUACAAACACCACCACGAAAAACUCGAGGUGGAGGAGCUCUACAAGGGCCCUCCACCCAUCCGUCCCAUGCGGCCCGAUGUAAACUCUCCCUUCGAUCAUCGUGGAAUCGGCGAUCCGAUCGUCCUUGGGAAAUAUGCGCUGAUACAUAGAUCUUCUGAUAGGGACGGGGAUACGGAUCACUCGGAUCUAGAGAGGGAGAGCGAGAGGGAGAGGAAGGGGAUGCGAAGUCUGUCCCCUCCGGUGUUGGAUCCUAUAAUACUGCCGCCGGUUAGUGUGCCGAUUGGGAUUGCGGUUGGGAGUCCGAGGUGGGUUUAGGUUCUUUUGGGGGUGUGAAUUAGGGGAUUUUUGGAUGGGUGUGGUAUGGUAUGGUUUGGAAAAUAUAUGGACUGGGUUGGGUUGCGUUGGGUUUGAGGCUGGCUUGGAUGGUUAUGAUUGUUUGAUUGAUGAAAUGAGGAAUAUAGAUUUCUAUCACGUUUUUCCAGGUACGCAACUGAUUGCUAUGGCAAUAAAUAACUCGAGUUUUUAUUUAUCAUAUAUUUUUACUUAAAAUCUUUUUGGGUGGUUUGUCUUCUUGUGUUGAGCCUUGGCCUUCACCCUGAAAAAGGUAGUUACUAUACUUUAC